GAGCUGCUCCGUAAAGGCGUAAACAUUAUCGCAAAUAGAAGAGAACGAGGCCCGCAUUGCCCACAAACACGCCAUCAUGGCGCAAGUCAUCUCAAAUACCGGUCACGAUGACAUGAUUCAUGAUGCCGUCCUCGACUAUUACGGGCGCCGCCUUGCGACAUGCUCCUCUGACAAGACCAUCAAGAUCUACGAGAUCGAGGGCGAAGCACACAGGCUGAUAGAGACCCUGAAAGGCCACGAAGGCGCAGUAUGGUGUGUCUCAUGGGCACAUCCGAAGUACGGCAACAUCCUCGCAUCCGCCAGCUAUGACGGUAAAGUCCUCAUCUGGCGAGAGCAGAACGGUCAAUGGCAACGAAUUUACGACUUCUCCCUCCACACCGCCUCCGUAAACCUCCUCUCAUGGUCUCCCCACGACAGCGGAUGUCUCCUUGCCUGCGCCUCCUCCGACGGCAAUGUCUCCGUCCUAGAAUUCAAAGACAACACCUGGGCCCACACAAUAUUCCAGGCGCAUUCCCUCGGCGUGAACGCCGUCAGCUGGGCACCCAGCGUCGGCCCCGCCGGUGUCGCGAGCGCCAUGCCAUCGGCGAACGGAUCAGCCACGCGUCGGUUCGUCACUGGUGGGAGCGACUGCCUGGUGAAGAUCUGGGAGUAUAACGCGGCGGCGUCCCGCUACGAGAACACCACCACCCUCACUGGGCACCAGGACUGGGUGCGCGAUGUCGCCUGGGCGCCGACGAUCCUCGCGAAGAGCUAUAUCGCGUCGGCCUCGCAGGAUAAGACGGUGCGGAUCUGGAGUUCGUCGACCGCAUCCGGAGGAGAAUGGCAGCCGGAAGUCCUCACGUUCGAGACCGUGGCAUGGCGGGUGAGCUGGAGCUUGAGUGGCAAUGUUCUCGCUGUUAGCACCGGCGAUAACCGGGUUAGCCUCUGGAAGGAACGGCUAAAGGGCGGUUGGGAAUGUGUGAAGACGAUCGAGGAAUGAUUGCCGUCGAACUGUUUGAAUCCUUGAAUUAAUAAAGCUAU
This is a messenger RNA of Eremomyces bilateralis CBS 781.70, 1020 nucleotides long. RefSeq names its product COPII component protein. The transcript has 6 exons. Gene Ontology annotation, molecular function: structural molecule activity; protein binding. Bases 77 to 979 code for a protein of 300 amino acids. The record is from RefSeq and is a predicted model, not a curated record. Gene Ontology annotation, biological process: COPII-coated vesicle budding; positive regulation of TOR signaling; protein import into nucleus. NCBI's taxonomy places the organism in Eukaryota, Fungi, Ascomycota, Dothideomycetes, Eremomycetales, Eremomycetaceae. Gene Ontology annotation, cellular component: COPII vesicle coat; nuclear pore outer ring.